UGCCCGCCAUGGUUCUUGUACGACAGCAACAUUACCAUCCACAGUGCACCUCAGCAGUACUCUCACUGUGUCUGUGGUGAGCCUUUACUUUUCCAGAUCGAGUGUUAUGCUGACAGUUACACCUCAUCCCUAUUAUCCGGAAACUGUGCAUUUUGGAACAACAGGACAGGGAGGACAGUGGUGGGCUAUUGUCCAUAUGUGUUUGAGAAUCACCUCCUAGCGGGCCGCAUUAUGAAGCUCCCACAGGAUGUACUGACUCUCAACUCGUGGCUGUGUUCUCAUCUGAAUCGUGAGACUGGUACUACUGUGUGUGGUAGAUGUACCAAUGGCACAGGUCCCUCAGUCAGCUCUCUAGGUAGCCAGUGUACAGACUGCAGUCCAGUCAAUAUACUCUACUACAUCCUACUUCACUAUCUACCAGCCACUGUCAUUUUUAUCUUCAUUCUAAUAGUCCAGGUUAAUAUCACUUCGACUCCCGUGGUGUAUUACAUCUUGUAUUCCAAUGCAUGGGUAGUGUACUUGCAAACACCUAAUGGAUUCUCAAUUUACAGUUUAGUUUUUGCUGGAAACUACUAUAAGUACAUAUUAAGAGCUUUUUUCUUACUUCAUUCGAUUUGCACCUUUGAUCCCCUAUACUUUAUCUCUCCACCUUUGUGUAUAUCGUCGCGUAUAAACGACAUUGACGUUCAGUACUUUGAGAUG
Molecule: messenger RNA, 702 nt
Organism: Geodia barretti
Lineage: Eukaryota; Metazoa; Porifera; Demospongiae; Tetractinellida; Geodiidae
Source: the annotation of a GenBank genome assembly